GUGUGUAAGAUCCUUAACAUGAUCGCCUUAAUAAUAACACGUAUACUUGUUUUAUGUAUGUCAUUAUUAAUUAACAGCAGUGGCUCAUCAGACAGAUUAUAAAUACUAUGUAAAUGUACGUACUUUCAAAUGUGAAACACAAAUCUAGAGCGCACAUGUCAAGAGGAAAUGUCACAGUGAUCCUUCAGUGGAACAACGGGAUUAUUUCACUGGUACCACAAAGCAAAGACCAAUCGACGACGCCGCUGCUGGAGGAAUAAACUCACGCAGGGACUGAACCUGAGCGCUCUCUGGUGGCCGAACUUCAGCACAACAUCAAAGAAAACGUUAAUUAUCGUGGUCACUUAGAAAGACGAUGGCUGUGCAGCUCAGUGAAGUGUUGGUGCCACUGAUGCUGAAUGUGUUUCUGGGAGCUUCAUCGUCCAUGUGGCCUGUGGCUCCAGCAGGGGCCUUCCAGCUGCCGCCCUGCCAGCUCAUCAACCAGACGGUCUCCCUGGAGAAGGAGGGCUGCCCAAGGUGUCACGCGGUGGAGACCACCAUCUGCAGCGGCCACUGCGUCACCAAGGACCCCAUCAUCAAGAUCCCCUUCAGCAACGUGUACCAGCAUGUGUGCACGUACCGAGACUUGUUCUACAGAUCGUUUGAGUUUCCCGACUGUCCUCCUGGCGUGGACCCGGUCGUCACCUACCCCGUGGCUCUGAGCUGCCACUGCAGCCGCUGUGUCAUGGACACGUCUGACUGCACCUUCGAGAGCCUGCAGCCGGACUUCUGCAUGAACGACAUCCCUUUCUACUACUAGUCCAGAGUGAGAGACUUUAACGACCUUCUGUCUCUGAGCGGCAUGUGUGGAAGCGGCUGUGUCUCACUGACGUUCAAUAAAAUUUACCUAAAACGCA
Betta splendens (Siamese fighting fish) is the source of this 896-nucleotide messenger RNA. RefSeq names its product luteinizing hormone subunit beta (gene lhb). Bases 356 to 799 code for a protein of 147 amino acids. Gene Ontology annotation, molecular function: hormone activity. The record is from RefSeq and is a predicted model, not a curated record. Gene Ontology annotation, biological process: ovulation; G protein-coupled receptor signaling pathway. The transcript is spliced from 5 exons. NCBI's taxonomy places the organism in Eukaryota, Metazoa, Chordata, Actinopteri, Anabantiformes, Osphronemidae. Gene Ontology annotation, cellular component: cytoplasm; extracellular region.